UGUGUGUGUGUGUGUGUGUGUGUGCGUGUGCGUGUGCGUGCGCGCGCGUGUGUGUGUGUGAAAUGAGGAACGUCCCUGCAGUCAGUCUGAGACUGGCGAGAAGGAGUUAACAUCCCAGGUUUCCAGAUUCACGCAGAAAAGCUGCAACGUUCAGAGGAGCUCUGAUUUUGGAUUCAGAUCAUGGAAACCUCUCACCUGGAACUGUUCUGUGCAUUUUAAAUCUUUAUUUAUUUUUUCUUUCAAACAAUUGGCUAUUUAUUCCUGCCUGUUUCAGAUGUAGCCAAAGCUUUUCAAGAGCUAGCAGCAGUGAGAAUACCACAAAUGAGCCUUUUUUGUUCCAAAUGAGAAUUUGUAAGCUUUGGAGUUGAUCCGAUGAAUCACUGAGUCGAUUCAUCAGUCAUGUCAGGAAAGAUGCUUUGUUCUUAUACCUCACACCUGAUGUUAUUAGCUGCGCUGUGCAGCCUUCUAAGCUUGAGUUCGCUUGCUGCCUGGCCGGGAGCUUCUGGAAGUAAACCAAAGGAUCAGUUGGAUCCAAACGUGAGAGACUGGGGAGACUACUCAGAUCUCCCUGCUGGGAUCCAACAUGGACUGGGACUGGAAGAGGACAGAGAACGUGAAGACAAGAGGGGCGCUGGAGGAUCUUCAUCAAACUUGGCUCCAGAACUGGAUUUUUUGGCCGACUUUGCAGGUAAAAGGCGUCUGUGGGUGAUAACAGCUUCAUCACACAACGAUCACUACCUUCAGAUGAUGGAGAAACAGUUAGAAGAUGUGGAGCAGAAAGGGCUGAACUGUGGCCUGGCGGAAAGAGACACCUUCAUCAUAACAAUCAUCCAGAACGCCAUGAUGGAAGGCCGCAUUCAGAAAAGCACUUUUCAAGGAGACGCCACAGUGGAGAGCUUGGACCCGGACACAGUCACCAAACUGCUGCACUAUCUGGAUCUUACCAGCCCAGAUCAAACCUUCACCAUGCUGGUUAUGAAGAAGAACCUUCAUGUCACGGAGCGUUUCCCCUAUCCAGUUCGAGUUGAUGCCAUUUUUGAUUUGAUCGAUCAGUUCCCUGUGAGGAAGCUGGAGAAGAUGACCAGAAAAGGAUCUAACUUGAGGUGUAAAACAACCAAGAAGAAGGUUGUUGCCAAACGAAAAAAGAUCAUAAAGAAGAUGGUGCUGAGCCCCCAGAGUGAAGGAAAUGGGAACUCAUUCGUGGCUUCACAAAGGAAACCUCUGGACAAAAAAGCGGUGGUGAAGAGCAAAAUCCAGGACAUAUUGAACGGUCGGUCGAGGUUUGUGAUCCGUAAAGGGUCUGCUGAACCCACGAAGGGAAAGGAGCUAAGCAGGAACACCUGGGGAGGCUCUAAAGGAUCCAGUCCUCCAUCUGUUCCACAAAGUAACGAGGAUAAAAAUGCAGACAAGCCUCCUUUCAUAGAAGAAGGAAAGAAACAAAGCGGAGGCAUAAACAGCAAAGAUAAAAUUGAAGCAAACGAAAAGACUGAUUCUCACAACAAAGAGAACACCAAGAAAAAGGGCAAAGGAAAGAAAGGAAAGAAAGGGAAAGGACGAGGAAAAAAAUCAAACAGAGAAGUGAGUGAAGACGACAAAGCUGUCCUGGGGAUGUUUUUGGACAGUUUAAGAGGGUCCAGAAGGCUGAUGCUAAUCUCAACGCCGAGCAGAGAUGCAACGUUGUACAUCCAACAGACCGAGGAGAACAAGAAACAGCACUGUGAACUCGCUCUCAGGAAGAUUACUGUGGCAACGAUGGUUGGUGAAGGAAGUGCCGCAACGCUGACGCUGCAGCAUCAUCAGCUCGAGUCAGAGUCUUCCCUCAGCGACCAGUCAGAGCUGACCUCAGAUGCUCGUCUGAUACCUCUGUUGAGAGCAGAGCUCGGCUUGUCAUCUUCCGAUCUUUUUUCGAUGACGGUCACAGAUUAUGACAUUAAACAAAAAAGAGUUUUUGAGGCUCCUCCAUCAAGUCCAGCUUUGUUCGGUUACAUCGACAACUUUUCUUCAAGAUAUUCAGAGAAAGACAGAGAAAGGAAACGUCCUCCAGUCUGCUCCACAGAAGUUCAGGAGCCUGUGGUGGAAGAUUCACUGCUCAGAUUCAUUUCUAAAAGAAGACUGCUGCUGAUCUCUGCUCCCUCUGAGAAUGAUUACUCUUUCCAGCAGCAGAUUUCUGCUCUCAGUGGACAGGAGUGUAACCUUGGUAUUCGUCACUUUGCCAUGUUGAAACUGACUGGAACUGGUGAAAAAGCAUCCGGAACUGUUGAGCUUUUGCCUCUAAAUGGUCGUAGUCAGAGUGAGGUCGAGCCAUUGUCUCGCGACAUGGUCAACAACCUGAGAGAGCAGCUGAAGAUCAGCAAGGACUAUUUCAGUAUGCUGGUUGUGGAGAAGGACGGCGACGUCAAGGCGUGGUUCCCAUCACCCCUGUGGUCCCUGGAUAACAUCUACGACCUGGUGGACUCGUUGGAGCUCCGCCUCCAGGAGGCAAAGCUCCAGGAGAGACUGGGGAUCCACUGCCCUGAGGACCGGGGAAGAGGAGGAGGCAGAGAGGAGGGCCACUAUCGGGGGUAUGAUGAAGACAGAGCAGAAGAGACACACAUGUUUAACAGAUGAAGUUCAUGCAUCUGUUGGGCAGAACAGUUAAAAGGCUAGACAUUAUGUAGAAAUGGAAAUAAAGCAAAAAAACAAUGGAAUGCUUUAAAAGAAAAACAUGAAAGCGUGUGCACAAGUUUCAAUAAAACAGCU
Messenger RNA from Austrofundulus limnaeus, 2739 nucleotides. It is a transcript of the gene ccdc80l2, whose product is annotated as coiled-coil domain containing 80 like 2. The coding region runs from base 400 to 2607 and encodes 735 amino acids. Lineage: Eukaryota; Metazoa; Chordata; Actinopteri; Cyprinodontiformes; Rivulidae. Gene Ontology annotation, biological process: positive regulation of cell-substrate adhesion; extracellular matrix organization. The record is from RefSeq and is a predicted model, not a curated record. The transcript is spliced from 12 exons. Gene Ontology annotation, cellular component: basement membrane.